CAAAGAUAUUUUGGCCCAUUUCAGUAUUGAUUUUAUUUUGGCCCACUUUGUAAAAAUAUCCACCAAAUGUAGUAAUAUCUUUGAAAAACUCUUCCGCAGUAGGUAAUUUAAUGUGAUUAGCUUUCAAUUUAUGCAACAUGGGUUACUUAACAUCGAUUAAAUCCAUAAAGUUUGUUUGGUGGGCCAAGAUAUAUGAAGUGGCCAAAAUACCUAUAUUGCCCUAACUUUCCAUCCAUCGAAUUUUGAAAAGGGUAAAAUUUGGUAAUAUUUAACUACUCGACCAAAAAUAACAGUUCGACUGUCAAAUUCUAACUAAAAGUUAAAAUAAUUCGCGAAAUUUUUCACGGACUUAGCCCUAUAAAACGUAGCAAUUCUUUUGUACUUCUAUGUUUUGUAUACUGUAGUGGUGAAUAUGGAACGUACUCAUCAAACACGCGAAACCCAUCAAUCCGCAGAAUGGAAUGUGAUAGGGUCUGAUGUAUGAUGUUGCUAGGCAACAUAACUUUUUCGCUGGAAGACGAGAGACACUCAACAACAGAGCAAAACUUCUGUCAAAUUAGUCACGAGCACAUUGCAUUGCUCUUCCGUUAUUUUUUCGAUAAAGAAAAAAAUGGCUGCUAAGACUGAUGCCAGUGAUCAGCUGUUUGCGCAAAGCAGCACCAAAGGUCUAUUAGAUGUUUCCGUGGACAAUUGCAACAUAAAAUGUGCAAAUUGCGACCAGAUUUUUUCGCCGGAUCAAUUCGAAGAGCAUGUUUGCGAGUACGAUGAACGCAAAAAGCGAAUUGAGCCGACUAGUAUUUUGGAUGACCAUCCGUGUUUUAAACAAAUCGAAGAAAAUAUUGAACAGUGGAAAAAGUUGACGAGGAAGGGGAAAAAUGAACAUGAUACCGACAAGCGAAAACGACCCACUGGGCUAAAAGACAUUCUUCGGGAAUUCCACAAUUGCACUCACUGUGAUAAAAAAUUUGUGCAUGCGUCCGGUCUCUCUAGGCACAUGAAUAAUUGUCAUCUGGAUAAAAUUGGCACGACAACGAAGCCACCCAAAGUUUCGACGAAAAAAUCUUCCGAACCAUUUAAGGUGUGUUUGAAAUGUCUAAAAUGUGGAAUGAUUUUUGGUUCAGUUGAUAAAAUGAUGGAACACAUAGAGAAUGCAGAUUGGGAACAUGAAAUGGAACAAACAAAUGGCAGCUAUAAGAAAAACGGAAACGUUUGCUUGCGGAAGGCAAUCCGCAUAGUGAUACUGACAACCGUAUUCCAAUGCGAAUUUUGCGAGAAACAUUUCUCGGACCUAUCUAGCUUAUACGAGCAUGAAUCAUUGCACGAUCCUGCAAUGGGCUAUGAAUGUUCGCUAUGUGAAAUCAAAAUAACACGCAUCAAAGACACUCUUAAUCAUAGAUUAAGCGAAUGCGUCUUUCGAGAAGCUUGGAAUGAGGAGUUCAAAAGUCUUUCUAAAUAUUUUGCCUGUAACGUUUGUGAUGAACAGUUUGCAAGUUUGCCAGCAUUAUAUGAGCACAGGUACGAGAACUAUCAUUUGUUUCCACGUCUGUCGAAGACAUACGACACUGAAAGUACUGAGUCGUUCAAAAUUGGUUGUGAGCUAUGCGGUGUAACCUUUGACAAUGCCGAAUCCAUAUUCACUCAUCACGUAGAUUUGCAUGCUCCCAAGAAGUCUAGUACUCUCGGAACACGUCGUCAACCGAAACCAAAUGCAUCAGUGCCAAGUUCUCCUAAUUCUGCAACUAGGCCUUAUUUGUGUGAGCUGUGUGGUAAAACUUACACUCAAUCGAGCCAUCUUUGGCAGCAUUUACGUUUUCACAAUGGUGUUCGUCCGUUUACUUGCCCAGAAACUGGGUGCAAUCGCAGCUUCACUAUUCGUCCUGAUUUGAAAGAUCAUAUUCGUAAAUGCCACACCGGUGAACGCCCGUACCACUGUUCGCUCUGCGAUAAACGUUUUCUCACCGGUUCCGUUUAUUAUCAGCACCGCUUGAUCCACCGAGGCGAAAGACGUUAUGGUUGCGAGGAAUGUGGCAAGCGUUUCUAUAGAGCAGAUGCACUGAAAAAUCAUCAGCGAAUUCACUCUGGUGAGAAGCCAUUCAACUGUCCCCACUGUGAAAAGCACUUUCGUCAAAGAGGGGAUCGAGAGAAGCAUAUACGAGUAAAGCAUAUGAAAAGAACGAAGAAUUGUUCGGACUAUGAGAGAAAGCCGACUACCGGUCGCGUUAAAGGAAAUAGACAAACGCUCCGUAGGGCAGCUAAGGCCACCUGCAAUGAAGAUGAAUAUCAUGAAAGUGGUGAACAUUACACCGAGGAAUCUUCGGUGGUUUAUGUCGGCGAAGUUGCACUACCGGCCAGCCUUUUCCAACCUAUACUGAAUGAUAUUGAUAUGCUAUGAAAUGCUGAAACAUAAAUCUACAUUUGGAACUUAGUGCGAGACAAAUUUCGAAAAUAUUUCCUAGUUUUAUUAUCACUUGCAUUAUGAAUACUUGAAACUCUUUCGUAAUUAUUACAUUACCUAAUAUAUAAUACAUGUAACC
Messenger RNA from Malaya genurostris, 2534 nucleotides. Its product is annotated as testis-specific zinc finger protein topi. Gene Ontology annotation, molecular function: DNA-binding transcription factor activity, RNA polymerase II-specific; RNA polymerase II cis-regulatory region sequence-specific DNA binding. The transcript is spliced from 3 exons. The record is from RefSeq and is a predicted model, not a curated record. NCBI's taxonomy places the organism in Eukaryota, Metazoa, Arthropoda, Insecta, Diptera, Culicidae. Gene Ontology annotation, biological process: regulation of transcription by RNA polymerase II. The coding region runs from base 611 to 2392 and encodes 593 amino acids.